AUGACAGCUCUUACGACAGCAAAGUUCCUUACUGAUCGCGUAGCCAUUGUGUCUGCCUCAACAAAGGGUAUUGGCUUCGCCAUCGCGAAGCGACUGGGAGCUGACGGAGCGUCUGUGAUCGUCAGUAGCAGGAAGUCGAAAAAUGUCGAGGACGCCGUUUGUGCCCUACGAAUGGAAGGUAUUGACGCCGCAGGAAUACCGGCUCAUGUCGGGGUUAAAGAGGACAGGAAGAAACUUAUAGAUUUUGCCAUCGAUAGAUAUGGCAAACUCGACAUUCUGGUUUCCAAUGCAGCCGUCAAUCCUCAUUUUGGUGAUAUUAUGAGCAUUUCUGAUUCGCAAUGGGACAAGCUUCUUCAGAUCAAUGUUCGAUCUGCUCUACAACUUACUCAAGAGGCUGCUCCUCAUUUGGAAGCCAGUGGUCGUGGUAACGUUGUGCUUGUUUCGUCUGUAGCUGGAUACUCUCCCAUUGACGGGCUCGGUGCUUAUUCAGUAAUGAAGAGCACACUCAUCGGUCUCAAUAAGGCGCUCAGCCAAUCUUUGGCUCGACGAAACAUCCGUGUCAAUGCUAUAGCUCCAGGAAUUAUUCGAACAGACUUCAGUAAAGCGUUGUAUGCGAACGAAGUAGACCAUCAAAACUGGUUGCGAUCGAUUCCUCUCAACCGAUUAGGACAUGCAGAUGAAUGUGCGGAUGCGGUUUCGUUUUUGGUGUCCGAUGAAGCCAGCUACAUCUCAGGAGAGACGAUCGGAGUAAAUGGUGGUAUGCAGGCUCGUAUAUAA
Messenger RNA from Ostertagia ostertagi, 777 nucleotides. Lineage: Eukaryota; Metazoa; Nematoda; Chromadorea; Rhabditida; Trichostrongylidae. The record is from the annotation of a GenBank genome assembly.